Messenger RNA from Racocetra persica, 1209 nucleotides. The record is from the annotation of a GenBank genome assembly. Lineage: Eukaryota; Fungi; Glomeromycota; Glomeromycetes; Diversisporales; Gigasporaceae.
ACAUGUUUGACAAACCUUGGAGUUCCUAGUGCAGCCUUAUAUGCUUCCAUGAUAGAAACAGCUAUAUGUAAAGAAAAAAUUUUUGAAGAAAUUGCAAUAGGGUUUUUAAAAGUAUUGUAUAUAACCCCUGAGAAAGUUGAGCUAAAUCAAUGUUUUCAAAUAUUUUUAGAUAAGUUAUAUCAAGAAAAAAAGUUACAGUUAGUUAUAGAUGAGGCACAUUGCAUAUUAAGUUACCAACAUUUCCAAGGAGCCUGGGGAAGAUUAGGAUUUCUUAAAAAACAAUAUCCGACUGUACCUUUAUUGUUGUUAACUGUGACUGUGUCAAGUGCGCAUAUUGAAGCUAUUCAUAAAACCCCAAAUCUUGAACAAUCUAAUUUUGAAAUAAUUCAUAGUACAAAUCUAUUGCAUAAAGAAAUCCAGUAUGAGGUUAUAUCAAAAAAAGACAGAAAAGAUACAAUUAUUGGAGAUAUGGCUAAAAUAAUUCAUACCAUUAAAGAUGAUAUAUAUCAUGGGGGUCUAGAUAGUAAAGAUAAAAAACAUAUAUUAGAAAAAUGGGAAGAUACUGAACUUAUACAAUUAUCUGGUCAUGCGGGAUAUCCUGUACAUGAAGCAUAUUUGCAAACUAUACAAAAAGAUCUUUUUAAAGUAAUAGCCUUUUGUGCAAUACAAUAUGACUGUCGUCAGCAAUUUUUGUGCAAAUAUCUCUGGCCCGAACUAUCUUCUUCUUAUUAUGAAUGUAAUAAUUGUGACAACUGUCAAAGAAGAAAUGAAGAAAAUCCACAACUUAUUAAUGCUCUCUCAGAAAUUUUAGAAAUAUUAGAAGUAGUAGAGGCAUUGACAAAAAAUAAUCUAAUGGAAGUUUCAUCUGAUGAUGUCAUUGAUGUAUUUAGCAGAUCAAAUACUGAUAAAAUUCGAAAAAAUAGAUAUAAUGAGCUUAUAUUACAAAGAGAUACGAAAGAGGUAAAGUUAUACGAGGAGAAACCGCCAACAAUUUUAGUUCCUAAAGAAAUAGCACGGAUUGCUCUAAAUGAUCUAGUCUGCAAAGAUUUAGUCAAACAGGAAAUACGGUUACAGCAAUCCAAAAUUACGCAAUAUUUGUCAUGCAAUACAGUUGUAACAGGAAUCUCUGAAAAUGCCAAAAAAUGUGCAGAAAAAGAAUGUUGGGAAUAUUGGGUAUACUCACGAAAAGGAAAAAAGCAAUCUAAAUAA